AAUUAUCGCUGCAACAAUACAUACGUAUCAGUAAUAUUGCUUCCAAAUACCCAAAAACAAAAUACAAGAAAUAAAUACACAAAAUAUAGACUACCUACUGCAACAAAAAAUAAAAUGAUAAGAUAGCAAAAUAAACCAACAACCAAUCAACAAUUCAAACUUUACUAUUUACGAUUGAACCAGUAUUGAUUUGGACUCUAAAGCACGUAUAUGCGAGUCAGUAGUAAAGUAAUUUUCUAAACAUACACACGUUUAAAAACUAAAGUGAAAGACGGCCAGUAAAACUCAGGAACAAUGACGGAAGCUCGCAUACAAUUUGGCAAUCUUAAAGGUUUUCCAGCUGAUGAUCAUGAUAAAAUCGAAACGGAACUAUUUUUAGCUGCCUCAAAUGAAAUUGUGGAUGUUAUACGUUCUUUUGGUACUUUAUUCACUCCCGUCAUUAGUGAUAUGACUGGCAAUGUAACCAAAAUCCGCAAAUCUUAUGAAAAGGACCCUAUUAAAUAUAAGUAUUUAGAAGAUUUAAUUAUACUCAAUGUAAACGUAGAUAAUUUUGCUGCCAAUGCUUUGUUGUGGCUGAAGCGAGGCCUGCAAUUGAUUUGCACAUUCUUUGAAAAUAUUUUCAACGAUCAAGAGAAUACGGAAGUGGUGAAGAAGCACUUACAAGAUGCUUAUGAAAAGACACUGAAACCAUAUCAUGGUUUUAUUGUACAAAGUACAAUAAAAAUAAUUUAUAGCUGGGUACCCACUCGUUCUCAAUUAAUCGGCCAUGGUCCCCAACACGAUGAAAAUAUCAAAGUUCUUGAAACAUUUCUGCCCGCUAUGAGAUGUCAGCUUGAUCGCAUUGAUAAUUUACUUAAAAAAUACGAUUUAGAUGAUAAAAGCAAAGUAUAGUUGUUAAUUAGUUUUUAAAUUAGAAUAUUUUUGUGUUCUAAAGAAAUUUAAUGAGAUUCAGCUUUAACUUAAACAUUAGAAUAUAAUUGUGUGUUUCUUUUUAAUCUAGAGUAAGUCUAUUAUUUAAUAAAAUUUUAAAACAAAUUUUAA
Calliphora vicina (urban bluebottle blowfly) is the source of this 1041-nucleotide messenger RNA. Its product is annotated as glycolipid transfer protein. Gene Ontology annotation, cellular component: cytoplasm. Gene Ontology annotation, biological process: intermembrane lipid transfer. Gene Ontology annotation, molecular function: lipid transfer activity. NCBI's taxonomy places the organism in Eukaryota, Metazoa, Arthropoda, Insecta, Diptera, Calliphoridae. The coding region runs from base 295 to 891 and encodes 198 amino acids. The record is from RefSeq and is a predicted model, not a curated record. The transcript has 4 exons.